Messenger RNA from Lampris incognitus (smalleye Pacific opah), 7588 nucleotides. It is a transcript of the gene ext1b, whose product is annotated as exostosin glycosyltransferase 1b. The record is from RefSeq and is a predicted model, not a curated record. Gene Ontology annotation, cellular component: membrane. Gene Ontology annotation, molecular function: glycosyltransferase activity. The transcript is spliced from 11 exons. Lineage: Eukaryota; Metazoa; Chordata; Actinopteri; Lampriformes; Lampridae. The coding region runs from base 631 to 2853 and encodes 740 amino acids.
UCAAUUUCAUGGAACCGCGGAAUGAUAAAUCGCCCGGGAGAAGAGCGAGGAAUAGGACACAUCCACUUCGAGGCAUUUGGAUCUGAGCGCGGCGGCCACACCGACCGGGUUUACGCUGCCGGUCCAUGUGUAGACGACUUUAACAUCACCCCUGUAGGAUAAACGUUUUCGUCCGGGUUUGACCGCAAGAACCCCUGCCGCCGUUCACACACGGGGUAAGAGUUUGCAGACGGUGUCCAACACCUCCGCCCGGACGCAGUUUUACAUGUGAAUAGCCCAGUGCACUACAGCCCGGGUCUGAAUGAGCGUACGAGGAGAGAGGCAAAAUCUAGCCGAUUGUUUCCUGCUGGGUUCAGGUCAGCGCUUAUUUCGGUGCACACCUAAGUACUGUGCAAUGGUAAAACCGUGCCGAAGAGAGAGAAAGGGACGCCGCUUGUAAAGUCGCCCACAUGCUCUGGAUCAGCGGCCGGACUCGGGAACGGAAAACGCUGAAGGAGGGAGACGCGGCGGAGUCGGGAUCGUCGGAGGCUGCCGGAGGAUGGAGCGGUGUAGCAGGAGGUGGUGAGAGCCUAACUUGGGGCCACUUCAGAACAACUCUUCGCAAACAGCUCGCUCCUGUUCGUAGGACACAUGCAGGCCAAAAAACGGUAUCUAAUCUUGCUCUCCGCCGGUGCAUGUUUAGUUCUGCUCUUCCACUUCGGGGGGGUCCAACUUCCAGCGGCGAGCAGGAGCCGGCAUGACCGCAGCCGCCAUGGAUAUCGGCCCGAUCAGCCCUGGCCUCAUUUCUCCGACCCUUUACAACCUUUCCUUCCCUGGGAUCGGACAGACACCGAGGAGUACAACCAUCACAUGUCGCCGAAGCAAAAGAGGGACGUCAACACGAGUGUUUACAAAGGCAAACGGUGCCGCAUGGAUUCGUGCUUUGAUUUCUCCCUGUGCAAGAAGAACGGUUUCAAAGUUUACGUUUACCCUCAGCAGAAGGGGGAGAAAAUCUCAGAAAGUUACCAGAAUAUUUUGUCCACCAUUGAAGGGUCGAGGUUUUACACCUCUGACCCUGGACAGGCGUGUCUCUUUGUCCUCAGUCUGGACACUCUGGACCGGGACCAGCUCUCUCCGCAGUACGUGCACAAUCUAAAAACCAAGGUCCAGAAUCUGCCUUUAUGGAACGAUGGCCGGAACCACCUCUUAUUUAACUUGUACUCGGGGACGUGGCCAGACUACACGGAGGACCUGGGCUUUGACAUAGGCCAGGCCAUGCUGGCCAAGGCCAGCAUCAGCACCGAGAACUUCAGGCCCAACUUCGACGUGUCCAUCCCCCUCUUUUCCAAGGAGCACCCGAGGACCGGCGGAGAGAGGGGGUACCUCAAGUACAACUCUAUCCCGCCUUUUAGGAAGUACAUGCUGGUGUUCAAGGGCAAGCGGUACCUGACGGGUAUCGGCUCAGACACGAGGAAUGCCUUAUACCACGUCCACAACGCCGAGGAUGUUGUGCUGCUCACCACAUGCAAGCACGGCAAGGACUGGCAGAAGCACAAAGACGCGCGCUGUGACAAGGACAACGCAGAGUAUGACAAGUAUGACUACAGAGAGAUGCUCCACAACUCUACCUUCUGUCUGGUGCCUCGCGGCAGACGGCUGGGCUCUUUCCGCUUCCUGGAGGCGCUGCAAGCAGCCUGUGUGCCGGUGAUGCUGAGUAAUGGCUGGGAGCUGCCCUUCUCCGAGAUCAUCGACUGGAACACAGCUGCAGUCAUUGGCGACGAGAGGCUCCUGCUUCAGAUCCCGUCCACGGUGCGCUCCAUCCACCAGGAUAAGAUCCUGUCCCUCAGACAACAGACUCAGUUCCUCUGGGAGGCCUACUUCUCAUCUAUGGAAAAGAUUGUGCUGACCACUCUGGAGAUCAUUCAGGACCGGGUGCUGGAGCACGGCUCCAGGAGCAGUUUGAUGUGGAACAGUCACCCGGGGGGACUCUUCGCCCUGCCACAGUACUCUGCAUACCUGGGAGACUUCCCCUUCUAUUACGCCACGCUGGGUAUCAAGCCGUACCCCAAGUUCACAGCAGUCAUCCACGCCGUCUCGCCUCUGGUGUCCCAGUCCCAGCCCAUACUAAAGCUCCUGGUGGCCGUAGCCAAAUCACAGUACUGCGCACAGAUUAUUGUUCUGUGGAACUGUGACAAGCCUCUGCCUGCCAAGCACCGCUGGCCCGCCACCUCCGUGCCCGUCAUUGUCAUCGAGGGCGAAAAUAAGGUGAUGAGCAGCCGAUUCCUCCCUUACGAGACCAUAGUGACCGACGCUGUUCUCAGCCUGGAUGAGGACACAGUGCUCUCCACCACAGAGGUUGACUUUGCCUUCACUGUGUGGCAGAGUUUUCCAGAGCGUAUCGUGGGUUAUCCAGCCCGCAGCCACUUCUGGGACAGCAACAAGGAGCGCUGGGGCUACACGUCCAAAUGGACCAACGAUUACUCCAUGGUGCUGACCGGGGCCGCUAUCUACCACAGGUAUUACCACCACCUGUACACUCUUUUCCUGCCCAGUAGUCUGAAGAGCAUGGUGGACCAACUGGCCAACUGUGAAGACAUCCUGAUGAACUUCCUGGUCUCCGCCGUCACCAAGCUUCCGCCCAUCAAGGUCACCCAGAAGAAACAGUACAAGGAGACCAUGAUGGGGCAGUCGUCCAGGGCUUCUCGCUGGGCUGACCCGGACCACUUUGCCCAGCGGCAGACCUGCAUGAACAAGUUCGCCAGCUGGUUUGGCGGCAUGCCCCUGGUCCACUCGCAGAUGAGGCUGGACCCCGUCCUGUUCAAGGACCAGGUCUCCAUCCUCCGCAAGAAAUACAGGGACAUCGAGAGGCUCUGACAGGACUGGCGCCCCCUAGGGGGAGACCCUGCGCAGGGGGAGAUGCGAGAGAGAGACUCUGUGGAGAGUCAGAGGAGCAGUAGGACCACAGCUGGACAAAUGGGGGGCGCCACAGCUCCGUCUUCCACACAGCAAAUUACCAAUGACCACAGCGCCGCUGCUGCCAGGACUUGAUGGGAGCACGAGAGAUAGCAGGAAAACAAGCAGAUGGCAUCUGGUUGCGAAAAAUACAAACAUACAAACACAGAAACAAAGAGACGUACAGUGCACAAACUGAUGGACAUGCCAAAUGCCAAACAGCGCCUGUGUGUCCAUGGUGUGCUGAACACAGUACAUGCUGCUGUCGACAAGAAUUCUUGGAUAGAAUAUUUUUUUGUAUGAAUACUGCGAAACAAACACGGACGACGUUGACUUUCCUGCUCUCUUGGCACAUUUGCAGGACGGUUGAGGAGGGAAGGUAACAAUGAUCCUAACCUGGCACCGCUACCCACCGUAGAGCCCAAUCCUGCUGUCCUGGAAGCCUUGACUGCCGCCACACCCCUUACCCCAAACCCAAACCACAUCACACAACACUGCACCACAAUACACCACAAUACAUCACACUACAAUACACCACACCACAAAAUCAACUUAACUGAUCCCACGGUCCGAGUCUGCAUCAGGACUUGUUACUGAAUUCACGACUCACUACCAAGUACUCACUCCCAAUGUAAACCCUAAGAAACCCUUGACUUUUUGUUGAUUUCAAUGUCUGCACGAAUUAACCUUCUCUCAUCACACGAUGAAACUGCCUUUGUCCUCCGUGAGAAGUUUUGGAGUUCAAACUUCCCCCUUUCCCUUCAUGUUAUUAUUUAUAAAGUAGAAACUGCGUUUUCUGCCCUAAGAUUGUCAAAGCUUGGGAAGAAGGUUUACACGUCAAAGCCAACCAACAUUUUCUGAUACUGUCAGCCAUCAGCACAUAUCCUUGAGCCAGUUUCAAAACCGGUCUGUCUGUCAGUGGCUCAUUCCUCGAUGUGCUGAUAGUGGCUCUCAUAAUGGUCCGUCUGGUUCCCUGUUAUCACCAAGAUAAGUUAGAAAAACAUUUCUUAUUUUACAUCCCAUUUUCCUCCCAUACUCUGCACAGCGAUUGCAUUUUUCUCAUCUUUUUUUCCUACUUUUCUCAUCUUUUAUUUUCCCCCUUUUAAACUUUGUACUUCUCUAUGUGUGUGAGCAUGUGUCUGUGUGAAGAGCCUGGAAAUGUUGGCUCAUCCAACCAUAAGCUCAGACAGAGCACAUUUCCCUUUGCCGGAAUGGAUGAAAUGAACAUUUCUGGAUGAAAUGGAGCAGAACGUUGCAUUCUAACCCAAACUCGUUUUGCCCAUCUAUUCCCCUGUAUGCCCUCAAAGUAUUACCCUGCCAGUGGAAAAAAAUGGUAAUUUUAGGCUAUAAUAAGUCUCUCGUGACUAUUGUCAGUUCCCAGGAGUGCUUGCAAAAAAUGGAGAGAUUUUAACGCCGAAUACAUCAGUGCCAUAUUCUAGAAAAGUGACAUUUGGGGCUGCCUUUAAAAUUGCACAUUGCACAUUAUGUUGCCGGCAACCGUUUGAGAGGACUAGAUGAAGUGUACUAUCCUAAAGAAGUGUCUUGUUGAAAUACUGAAGUCAUCACUACACUGGGGCUCUCAUGCUCCUGUAAUUAUUUUUUUUUCCUUGUGACCCAUCACUAGGCCUAGGUGCCAUUAAAUUGACAAAAGGUUUUCUCCUCCAUUUGUCAGGGGUCAUGCAUUUGGGGUUCAAUUAAGAAAACAUUUCUCAUCUGAAGUGCUGUUUUAUUCUUGGGGGACAAAUAGUUGAUGAAACCCUUGAACAUUACAGACCCAUUGUGUUGUGCAGGCAGUGACCCACAGCAAUCAGCCAUGACCUGCUGGCUAAUGCUACCCCGCGUCCUUAUAGACACACACGUGCACACGCACAUGCACACACACACACGCACCAUCUCCCUCUCCACCUAGCUCUGUUCAAUCUUCUGACAGUGUCUAUCCCUGUCUAUUACGCAUGACCUUUCCACCAUCCUCUCAUAGUGCCGUUGUUCACUGUGACAGAACACAAAAACAGCAAGCGUGGCCUCGCACAACUCAUCUCAUAUUACUUUCAUGAUAUUAGAAAAACAGGCAAAAAUGGAAAAAUAUCCGUCUGUGUCUUUCACUUGAUCUAUAUGAAGAGAAACACUCUGAGAAAAUGCCCCUUUCUCCACCUAUUGCUGUACUGUAACACACAGUCAUAAUGUGUUGUUGAAGCAGGGACCCAGUCCGCUCUAACCAACACUUGGAUGAGAAUAACAUGCUUUUAGUGGCCUUUCUGUCAAAAGGGGCCUGAGCAUACGUUUCUCAACAAAAGCAGGGCAGUCCAUAGGCUUUCCGAUAUCUUUUUUCCCCUUUUUCUUGCCAUUUGUACCCGGCCAGUUACCCCACUCUUCUGAGCCAUCCUGGUUGCUGCUCCACCCGUUUCUGCCGAUCCGGGGAGGGCUGCAGACUACCGCAUGCCUCCUCCGAUACAUGUGGAGUCGCCAGCUGCUUCUUUUCACCUGACAGUGAGGAGUUUUGCUUGGGGGACAUAGCACAUGGGAGGAUCACACUAUUCCCCCCCCAAACAGGCAAACAGGCAAACAGGCACCCUGACUGACCAGAGGAGGUGCUAGUGCAGCGACCAGGACACAUACCCACAUCCGGCUUCGGGUAGGAAGCUGAAAGUAACACAGGGAUUUGAACCAGCAAUCCCUGUCUUGGUAGGCAACAGAAUAGACCGCUACGCUACCUAGACGCCCAGGCUUUUUGAUAUCUUGUCAUCACCAUCGUCAAUUUGUUACUGAACUCAUUGACGGCUCAGUUUGGUUCCCCCCCCCCCCCCCAUGUUCUAUCAGUGGUUUUACAUAGGGUAGGGGUAUAGGCCUUGGUGACCGCUACCCAUUAUUGUCUCAGAUGUGUUAAGGUUCAUAUCCACAUGCUUACUACUACAGCAUAGUUGCUUUAGGUUUAAGUAUCAUGCAUAUCAUUUAAAACCUGGCAGGCCUAUAAUGUUCUUUUCUUUUCCUCUCUCUUCAUGUUUGCGUAUCGUGUUGUAUUUACUAUCUGAAGAUGUGCUAGUUCAUGGGGCUACGGGUUUGGAGAAUGUGUUUGUUUUCCAGGGAAGAUUUUUUGCUGUGUUUGAUUAGAGCUGCACCGAGCCUUGUUUCUCCAGACAGAAAGAGUUCAUCUAAGUGAUUGUGGGGAAGAAAGAGAAAAACAACAAAUACACACCAUGCCACAUCUGGUCCCCAUUUAAUGUUCUGAGGAACAUCUUGUUUGAAUUCAUAUCAAGCCCUUUUUGUAUCUCUGAUUGUUUCAAUUGCUGUUGAGCAUCUCAAGAGAGCCUCCUCUUCAGCUUUACCAUAAUUUCACACCAGACAUCCGACAUUUUAAACACCAGACAUUUCAAAACCUGCAGCUCUCGGCGCUGCACAUAAGCAUGUAUUCAUUUCAACAAAGUCAAACCGUAGUUUGCAUUGAUGUGGCAGCGAUAUAGGAGAGAUACUGCAUUGCAGAGGAAACUCACGAUGAUAUUUAUAGUUUUUUUAUGCAAACCAUACAUAUCUACCCACACUUUUAGCCAACACACUGCUCACAUUAGGGUUAUUUUUUUGCACUGUAUUGGAUUUUCAUGAGAGCAUCCGUCAUUCCUUCUCAUUCUCCUCAAACAUUUUCAGAGUCAUAGCAAAAGUGUAACUCUUGAUACGCAUCAAAUGACGGACCAAUAGUUCAGAACUGGAUUCAGGCUAAACAUCUUGGCUCUCUGCAGGAGUCAAAUUGCAAAGACCCAAUAAAAGACUAUAUGUGUCUGCCAACUGAAACAUGGAAAAUAAUAAGCAGCUGGGUCCAGUGAACCAGAUGGAAAUGUUUUUGUUUCUGAUGGAAUAUCUUCCCCCAUGCAUAUAUUAUUAAGUCUGAGAAUGUGACACAUUUUUGUUUAAAUUGCACCUUGGUUUGCCAGUUGGGUUUCAGGUCUAAUUAGUUUAACGUUGAGAACUACUCUGUUUUGUAAGUGGUACACUGUACUGUGCAGUAUCAAGCUGGGAACUGACUCGGAAAGUGAUGGAAACUAUGACCUGGUCUGUCAAGGAGAAACCAUGUGUUGUCCGCCUGUCAUGUGUGACAUUCAACUUGGAAAAAUUAUGCAAUUAUAAUUAUAAGCGUAAUUCUAUGCUACGAGAAAGGUUUAACUGCGAUGUGCCAGACGAUUUGUGUCUGUAGUGGUGGCAGUGUGUGUGUUAGGAUACUGGUCUGUCCUUGAUUUGUGCCUUUUGAUCAACAUUUGAGUUCUUGACACGCUAGCACCGUCUGUCUUGACACUUGCAACCACGUAAACAGAGGCAGCCAUAGCACAAUGUGCGGGGUCCGACCGGCCCCCGCUUACGUACACUGGACCAACUACCGCUCCUACGCCGCUCCGGACACCCAGUUUCUAUUGCCAAGAUGGACACCUGCUAAGAUGACAAUGCAUGACCGCUUCCUGUUCAGGAUUAUUUAUCAGUGAUUGGCCGCAUCGCAUAACCGAGGCUUCUCCGUUGACCAGUAAAGGACUUUUUUUGAUUUGCUAAUUCAAGCCCAGCUGUCCUGAUGCCUUCUCCUCCCUCCUCCCUUGUAAUUAACAGAAGACUUUUAUAGGUCACAAAUGAAAUAGAGAAAUGCCAAUUUUGUAAGAAUGAUUUAUAAAAAAAACAAAAC